Messenger RNA from Pyricularia grisea, 1181 nucleotides. RefSeq lists its product as uncharacterized. The transcript has 2 exons. Lineage: Eukaryota; Fungi; Ascomycota; Sordariomycetes; Magnaporthales; Pyriculariaceae. The coding region runs from base 128 to 1120 and encodes 330 amino acids. The record is from RefSeq and is a predicted model, not a curated record.
GCAUCCUUGUCGCGAUUCUAUCGCGCAUCGUCAUCCACCCCACCAUGGAAAAGUUGGCCCCUGGUUGAAGCAGGGCGUGGCACUGGCAGGUACGAGAGUAGUUGGCCGAUUAAUUAUAAAAGACACAAUGCCGCUCGUUAUGGUCACAGGCUACCCUACCUCUGGGAAAUCAACGAGGGCAAAACAACUAUACGACAACUUUUCUGAGCGUCUCAAGACCCCGGCCGGGUCGAAAUACCGCCUCCAUCUCAUAUCGGACGAGACGCUGUCGAUAUCGCGCUCCGUGUACGACUUGUCACCCGACAAAGUCCCCGAGCACACCAGAUCCGCCAACGCCUCGGAGAAAGAUGCACGCGCUGCUAUAUACGCCGCAGUGAGGCGAGUGCUCUCGCCGCGGGACAUAGUCAUACUGGACCACCUCAACUACAUCAAAGGCUGGCGCUACCAGCUCUUCUGCGAGGCCAAGAACAUCAGCACGCCCAGCUGCGUGUUGCAGAUAGGUUGCAGCGUCGAUAGGGCCAGGGCCGUCAACGAAGAGCGCCUGGCGCGCAGGGACGGUUCUCAGAGCGGCGAGACGGGUGCAGAGAAUGCCACCGUCGUGGAGCCGUACGAGCCUGCGAACUGGGACAAUCUCGUCUUUCGGUACGAGGAGCCGAAUCCCAUGAGCCGCUGGGACAGCCCUCUCUUUGCGCUAGUCUGGGACGAUGACGAAGCGCGCACCAAGGAGGUUUUCCAGGACAUUUGGGACGGAAUUGCAGGCGAGGGCCGGGAGAAAGUUGUCCCCAACAAGGUGGUCAUUCAGAGGGGUAAGGAUGCAGGAGGCGACUACCUCUAUAUGCUUGAUAGGGAGACUCAGGCCAUUGUGAAGAGGAUAUUGGAACUGCAGCCCGAGGAGGGUGGUGGAGAGAUAAAAAUACCAAAAGCAUCAGGGGAUGGUGAUAUGAUUCUAGAGCUACCUGGGAGAAAACUGCUUCUGCCGCAGCUUCAGAGACUACGACGGGCGUUUUUGGGCAUGAACCGGGGUGGCAUUGGUUUGGAAGGACUGGGUAACAUGUCGGUCGCUAGGGUGCAGGAGAGUUUUGUCGGGUAUCUCGAUGAUUCUUUUCGAAAUGAAGAUUAAACCUGAGAAUAGAGUGCGGGAGAAAGAAUCAUCACAAAAAAAAAAAAAAAAUCAAGUCAUG